Messenger RNA from Tigriopus californicus, 774 nucleotides. RefSeq lists its product as uncharacterized. The transcript is spliced from 2 exons. Lineage: Eukaryota; Metazoa; Arthropoda; Copepoda; Harpacticoida; Harpacticidae. The record is from RefSeq and is a predicted model, not a curated record. The coding region runs from base 33 to 743 and encodes 236 amino acids.
UAUGGUGUGGUGUGUUAUCAAGUCAGUUCAUCAUGGAAGCUUUGAGCAUCUUGUUCGUUACUUUCUUGGCCUUUUCCUCGGCCUUGGCCAAUCCAACAUGCGAGGAGUGUGUGCUAAUCCUGGCCGAGCUCCAGGUUGGCAUGACUUCCUACGACCAUGAGAUCACCAAACAUCUUCAUGAUAACUUCUGUGCCAAUGAGCAAUUGAACAACCAAGAAUGCCGCCUCGUGGCUGGUCACUACCCGGACAUGCUGGACAUCAUCAUGGAAACCCGAUUUGACCCUCUGAGAGUGUGUGAGUUCGAAGGCCUUUGCAACAAGAACGCUUACAAGAGGGUCAUGUUGGAUCAAGAGGAUCGCAACGUCAAUUGCAACCAAUGUGAUCGUUUCAUGCGCGUCAUCCGUCGCCACUUGACCGAUUCCCAAGACAUGGACUCCUACGAAGUUUUGCUGAAGUCUCACGCCUAUUGCGGCCGCCCUGAGCCUCCCUUCCUAGGCUGCGUGGAGAUUGUGGACAAAUACUUCCGAGAAAUGCAUUUGGAGACCAUGGAGUGGUUCUUCCACCCUCAUGAGUUCUGCGUUAGCCUGGGCAUUUGUGAGGAUAAUUUCCAUACCAGCACCAUGGCUCCCACGAACACCACCUUAGCUCCUGGAAAUUUCACCACCUCUGCCCCCGGAAAUUUCACCACCUCUGCCCCCGGAAAUAUCACGACUGUGGCCCCCGGAAAUAUGACUCUCUCUUAAGGAGGCAAUAAAUCAUGGACUUUUCAUUAUG